Messenger RNA from Cercospora beticola, 2250 nucleotides. RefSeq names its product E3 ubiquitin-protein ligase RNF103. Gene Ontology annotation, biological process: ubiquitin-dependent protein catabolic process. Gene Ontology annotation, molecular function: ubiquitin protein ligase activity. NCBI's taxonomy places the organism in Eukaryota, Fungi, Ascomycota, Dothideomycetes, Mycosphaerellales, Mycosphaerellaceae. The record is from RefSeq and is a predicted model, not a curated record.
CGACUGGCGUGAAUAGAGGCAGCCCACAUCCUCCUCUCGUUCACCAUCGCUUUGGUGACGACUUAGACGUCGAUCUUGCCACCCUACGACCACUCCUGCAUCUCUCGCUGUUGCGUCUGCGCGACAUAUCCCAUCUGCGGCCGCGACCCAGGAAACAAUACCGAAACGGCCUCAUCUCCGCAUCAGCAGCCAAGGAGCCUACACCCGCAUACCAUGUUAUAGCCGUGUGGACGUCUUCCCAGCCCUGUCAACACACCCAUCUGCGUCGAGCGACUUCUACCAUCCUGCGCUAAGCGCCUGCGCCGCCACUCUGGCCGCUCAGUCGCGCGCCGCUGCUGUGCGCCUCGCAACUCACAGCACCACCGCCGGCGACAGCCAUGUCGUCGACCACCUCGAGCGCUCCGGCGUCGACCACCACCGGCACCGACACCGGUAAAGGCGGACCCACGAGCUCGCCGCUGUUGUUCUUCGUCGCCCUCGGAUUCGGUGUAGUCUUUACGAACCUAUGGAUCAUCGUCGGCGUAAAAUACUGCUUCAGAUAUAACCAACGCAAUCGUGCAGCGCGUGCCUUGAACGAAAAUGGCGAACCCAUUGACCUUGCGCAAAUGCCGCACCCGAGACGGAGGAGGCGCGAGAAGAAGCUCAUGUCCAUGGAAGAUGUGAACGAGCGCUUCCCAUUGAUCAAGUACAAGACAUGGCGAUCAUCGCGCGAAGCCCAAGGCCUUCCUGCAGAGGGUGGAGUGACCGCACCGACCAGCAGAGCUGGGAGUAUGAGAGACGAAGAGGGUACGAUUGAAGCGUUUGGCAAGAACUCCGUCGAUACCGCACGGCCUGGAACGGCGCUCAGCAUCGCACAGAAGGAUCACGAAAAUGCGCUUGGGGACCCACCGAAAGCGCAAGCUACUGCCAGCGGAGAGAAAGGGCCGGAAAUGGUUACCAUCGAAGAUAUGGAGAAAGCCAGGAAGAGGAGCAUUGAUCGAAACAACUCGGCUGUCACAGAUUUGGACGACGACGAGGACGACCCAAUAGCAACGGCAGCGCCACCUGAGAUGCUUGCUGCACCUGGUGACACAUGCGCCAUCUGCCUGGAUAACCUCGAUGAUGACGACGAUGUGCGAGGGCUCACAUGCGGGCACGCAUUUCACGGAUCCUGCGUCGACCCAUGGCUCACAAGUAGGAGGGCUUGCUGUCCACUUUGUAAAGCCGACUACUAUGUGCCCAAGCCCAGGCCGGAUGCAGACGGGGCCAAUGCAGCCGCAGCUCGCAACGGCCGGUUGCCUCAAGAGCCACCUCCAGCACGACGACACGGUCUGCCAUUUGCACCGCGCGUAAUGCUCUUUGCCACACCACGCUUCUUUGUCAGCGACGGAACACGCGCGGAGCAGCCGAAUCCAGCAGCUGCAGAACGUGCACGGCGAGAGCGGGACGUUUAUCAGGAUCCCGCCAUUCAAGCAGAACCCACAUCGCGAAGCUGGAGAUCACGACUACCGGCCGUUUCCAUUCCGCGCUUCGGUCGACGGAAUCAACAGCAGCAAGAACACGGCACUGGCGAGCAGGUCACAGUGUCCGCCAGCGACUUGGAAGCCGGGCAGCGGCGCUGAGAGAAGCGCGAAGCAUUUUGCUCGUUCCUCUCGACUCUCCAGCCCCUCUCUCAGCGCAUUUUAGCGACUUACGACCAAAACUACCCACGAGUAACGAAUUAUCCACGCCACCCAGAGCAAGACUCUCCCAUCGCAUCAUCAUCACCAUCGCAUUACACCUCACGAAACAGUAUCGCCACCGCAUCCCAUCCUAAGAGCACCCGGCUUGGCCACUCAGAAAGUUUGCCGGCCCAUCCUGCUUUUCUUGACGAAAUGGUCUGCACGCGCAAAAGUGCACGAGCGAAGGCCUUUUCGCAUCCUACUACACGCAGCGGGUCCUGUACAUAUUUGGCGAGGCGAAACCAAGAACGGUUCCAGACCUUCGCAGAAUUGCUGUUUUUUCUUCAACUUCUACUUCUUCCACCGCACCAUUGCAUGCAUCGUCUUGCGCUUUGGCUCUCUUGAAUGAUACAGGAAGCCAGGAGCGGCAGCGCGCAUUUUACGGCACGGUUUGGUGCUGGUCAGCAAGGAAAGCGCCUUGCAAUUACGGAAAUUUUUGGAAUGGAUUGUGUGUACAUAGAGGGAAGGAACUGAGGGAACUGGCUUUCUCGAUGCUUGAAGCCAGUGGUCUCAAAUGCGAAUUCAAAUCGACUUUUACGAUGACGAGGCA